AUGUCUAUCCUACUCCGGAAGCCGGGACAUCGGCUCCUCAGGGUGCCGAGGAGUGCGGUAUCCGCAGCAGGCCAGAUCAGUCUUCCGAACCGUGGCAGUUUACACCGGCCCUGCACGCCUCACUUGCAAGCGCGUAUCGCCUACCAUGCCACAGCAGCCCUGCGCUCGCCAAGCUCAGCCGCCGGCUCGCUCCAGCCAGACGGGGCCGGCGUCGUCCCGGGUCCUGCCGCCCCCUCGGCACCAGCACCUUACUCCCCUCCCCAGACCGGCCUCCUCUCCAUGCUGCCGCCAUCGUGGGUCCCGUACGCGGAGCUCAUCCGCCUCGACAAGCCCACGGGCACCUACUACCUCUUCUUCCCCUGCCUCUUCUCCACGCUCAUGGCCGCGCCCAUGGCCGUGCCCAUGGCCUCCCCGCUCUCGGCCGCCGGCUACUCCCUCCUCUUCUUCUCGGGCGCCCUCGUCAUGCGCGGCGCCGGGUGCACCAUCAACGACCUCUGGGACCGCAACCUCGACCCGCACGUCGCCCGCACGCGCCUGCGGCCCAUCGCCAGGGGGGCCAUCACCCCCUUCCGGGGCGUCGUCUUCACCGGCGCCCAGCUGCUCGCCGGCCUCGCCAUCCUCCUCCAGUUCCCGACGGCGUGCCUCUACUACGCCGUCCCGAGCCUGCUCUUCGUGGCCUCCUACCCGCUGGCCAAGCGCGUCACGUACUACCCGCAGUUCGUGCUCGGCCUGACCUUCUCCUGGGGCGCCAUGAUGGGCUUCCCGGCCCUGGGCGUCGACCUGCUCUCCAACCAGGCCGCCCUGACGGCGGCGUCGCUGCUGUACACGUCCAACAUCGCGUGGACCGUCCUGUACGACAUGAUCUACGCGCACAUGGACAUCAAGGACGACGCCAAGGCCGGCAUCAAGAGCAUUGCGCUGAAGCACGACGCCGACACGAAGAAGGUUCUGACCGGCCUGGCCGUAGUGCAGAUCGGCCUUCUGGCUGGGGCCGGCAUGGCCGCAGGAGCCGGCCCGGCGUUCUUUAUUGGUAGCUGUGGCGGAGCCCUGGUGACCCUGGGCAUCAUGAUCAAGCGUGUGAACCUCAAGAGCGUCAAGGACUGCUGGUGGUGGUUCGUCAACGGAUGUUGGAUCACCGGUGGCGUCAUCAGUCUGGGCCUUGGGGCGGACUAUGCUAUUCGCUACCUCGACGAGGGCAAGGGAAAAAAGGAGGAGGCGUAG
This is a messenger RNA of Thyridium curvatum, 1221 nucleotides long. RefSeq lists its product as uncharacterized. The transcript has a single exon. NCBI's taxonomy places the organism in Eukaryota, Fungi, Ascomycota, Sordariomycetes, Thyridiales, Thyridiaceae. Bases 1 to 1221 code for a protein of 406 amino acids. Gene Ontology annotation, biological process: ubiquinone biosynthetic process. Gene Ontology annotation, molecular function: 4-hydroxybenzoate polyprenyltransferase activity. The record is from RefSeq and is a predicted model, not a curated record. Gene Ontology annotation, cellular component: mitochondrial inner membrane.